Messenger RNA from Symbiodinium pilosum, 795 nucleotides. NCBI's taxonomy places the organism in Eukaryota, Dinophyceae, Suessiales, Symbiodiniaceae. The record is from the annotation of a GenBank genome assembly.
GAAGGGCCCGGCCGGCUUUCUUUCCGGCCAUCUGGAGAAUCCGGCAUCGUUGCCACUGGGGCUCUGCAGGAACCAUGCGAUACUGCGAGGGUCGGCUCAGAGUCAGGGCCUCCAUCCGAGCUAGAAAAUGGCAUGACUUGGGGGACUUCCGGACGAAGUCCUCCGGCGCAGAGCCUUGAUGUCGUUGCCCCUUCGUCUCAGCAGCCAGUGCUUUCGGACUCCCCGGUGGACAGACGCUGGGCCGGUUCUGGCACGGAUGAUGGCAAGGAAGAAAUCAUGCGCGAGCAAUCCACUGGAUUGCGAAGCAGCGUUGUUCAAAGGAGUGGUCCGCCAUUUCAGGAAAUCAAGCAAGUGGAUGAGAUUCAGGAGUUGGAGACAGAUCCACUUCCGGUUGCAAGUGAUGCUGAGACGUGGCAGCCACCAUCUGUCGCGGUCAAUGCAAGUCGCGUGCCCAAAGUUACAGAGCCCGAUGCUCUGAUGCAGGAACAAGUUCGUGACACGGCAAGUUUCCAGGCGUCGACUCUUCAGUCCACCCUUGAGCAUGGAAGUUCGCCUCAGCCGUCCACUACUGAGAAGGCCGCCCCCACGGGUUUCGAGAGUCCAUCACUUACCGUGAACAGCGAGCCAGCUUCUGCUAGCCCCGUGGAUUGCAUUGAUAGCUCAAACCAGUCAGGCCAAUCUUGGGCGCAUUCGACGGCACCCCAGCCACAAAGCCCAGCACUUGCACAAACCCCGAGCUUCAAGACAGCGACCGGCGACCCACCUGCAGCGGAAGCAGCGCAUGCGAGAAUUGAG